CCGCGUGCCGAGCCGCGAGCAUCGUGCAGCCAGCAAAACCCUCCCCAAAAACUCGAGCAACCCUCCGCCAGCGUCGUUCCCUUUCAUUUUUCGAUCGGCGGCGCGCGAGCGCGAGCGCGUGCUCGCACUCUCCGACUCUCACUCUCUUCUACGCGCGGCCUACCGGCCGGUCACGUGUUGUCCCUCUGCCUCUCAUCACGGGGCUGCACGCUCGAACGGAAGUGCGGCCGACCAAGUGCCCGGAGAGCCCCUCCUCUUGCUUCUUCCCUUUUAGACGCGGGACUGAUUAAUGACACCGGUGUUCUCUCUGUACCAUUCUUGAGAUCGGCUCCUCCUUAGCUUCGAGGGAGGCUCCUGUAAGAGAUACUUGUGAAACGGUUCGGAGGAGUCGCGCGGGGAUCGAUGAGGAGUCACUGUAGGAGGACCGCGCGGACGAUCGAUAGGGAUCGAUCGGGUCGAGGAACGAUAUGCUGAUCCGUGGUCGCGAGCGAUAGAGUCCUUUCGUUUUGGUGAAGACACGUGCUCGCUGAGGGAUUCCUUGGGAGAGGGUGCGCGAUUGAGUUUCCUUUUCGGUUUCGGUCUUUUGUUUUCGUUCUCUUUUCCUUUCGCUUCUGGUUCGCUUCUUUGCGGGUUCGCUUCUCGGGGUUCGCUUCUCGUUCUCGGGCAUGUGGUGGUUCAAGCGUAGGCUCCAGUGAGAUGUGAUGGAGAUGAAGACCAGCAUACUGCUUCUGGCGCUACUUCGCCUCGCCAGCGCGCUCGAAAAUACGAAGGAGGAGGAUGACGCGGAGGAAGAGGACGAGGAGAAUUAUCCGGUGGAUGACUACGACUACGGUGACUAUGAAACCGCGACUAUAACCAGCGACACCGAUCUUAUCGCGGGUGGCUCGUUGCCGAUCUUCCUGGCGGAGCCUGUCGACACGUUCGUCGUCAAGGGGAAACCGGCUACCCUCCACUGCCGCGCCGCACAUGCUCUUCUGGUCGAGUUGAACGUGACGAGGAACGAGGUCGAGGAGUACUUCGGUAGGGAGAGGUUCAAGUGCGAGUGCGUGGCAUGGUCGGGACCAGGUCAGAUUCGAGGGCAGCCCGCCACGGUUGAGGUCGCCUACCUGAAAAAGCAUUUCCUGUCGCCGCCAUACUCGCUGUCUGUGGAAGCCGGCCACAACGCGGAGCUGCGGUGCUUGCCGCCAAUGGGGGUGCCGCAGCCGAAGGUCUAUUGGCUGAAGAAUGGCUCGCCCCUCGACACGAUCAACGCGUCCACGACACCGCAGCCUGUCCAGCAGAGUAAUCCCAACGACCUGUCAUCCGCCGGAAACUUCGUGCAGACCGGUGAAGGACACCUGAUACUCGCCGAGGCCGAGCUCAGGCACCAGGGGAAUUACUCCUGCGUGGCGGAGAACAUCGCUGCGAGGCGGGUCAGUGAACCGGCCGUGCUGACGGUUUACGUGAACGGCGGGUGGUCUUCCUGGUCGGGAUGGUCGGAGUGCAGCACCCGUUGCGGCCGAGGUGUACAAAAGCGGACGCGUACCUGCACGAACCCGAUGCCCAUCAACGGGGGUCAGACCUGUCCAGGGCCAGCCACUCAAAGGUUCGAGUGCAAUCCCUCCUGUCCUGCGGUCGGCGGCAGAUGGUCAAGCUGGUCCCCGUGGUCCGCAUGCGGUCCCGAUUGUUCCAGAGAGAGGAGGAGAUCCUGCAACGACCCCCCGGCGAGCAAUGGCGGUCGUUCCUGUGAAGGCAAGGCCGUCAUCGUCGAGUCUUGUUCCGCGGAUCGAUGUAAUGCGCGCGGACAGGACGGCCCACGUGUCCUCAAGGAAGCGGCGCGAUCGAUCGACGACAGGAAUAUCCUAGCUCUGUGGAUCACGUUAAGCCUGGCAGCGAUCAUUCUAGCGGUGACGACUAUCUUCUUCGUCCGUUUGAUGCGCCGCAAGGAGCGAAUCGAGGCGUUGUACGGCGUCGCGAGGCUAGACUUUCGGCGACCCGGUGACCUCGCGAAAUCAGUCGUCUCGAAGAGCGACCGGUCGGUCCUGUCCGUCGACAGACGCCUCGAGCAGGUGAUCGACGAGUCGAACGCGGCGAGAAUGCCUAGGUCUUGCUCGGAGCACCACUACGACGUCCCGCAGCUGUCGCUGCCGUCUACAGCCAGGCCGUCGCCGAGCUCUUCGGUGACCAGGUCCUCCUGCAGGAACUCGCAACGCGGCCGGGGAUUGUCGGACAAUGAGGAAGGCCGGUCGUCCCGUUCCACUUCUCACCCCAACGCGGAGAGCACCAACGAGGACGAGGAUGAUCCCGACGAGGACAACCCACUAGGAGACUACGACAAAAACCACGGUGACUCGGGUGGCUUCAUCGUCAGGGCAGUGGUGGAUGAGCAGGGAGCUCUUCUAGUAGUGCCUGAGGUUGGAGUCUCGAUGUCCGUUCCGGAAGGAGCCAUUCCCAGGGGUCGUCGACACAGUCUGCAGUUGGCCGUUCUCGGCGACGAUUACCUGAGACCUGGUCUACCGCCUGGUUUGACGCUGGUGUCAGCGGUGGUGGCUUGUGGGCCGAACGACAUCGACUUAGUGAAGCCGGUGAUUCUUCAGUUCGAACACUGUGCGGAGCUCAGGACUGACAACUGGGAGCUGAGUUUGUGGACCACGGAUCUCGACUUGGAGACACGGUCUAGCAACUCGACCAAUUCGUCAACCAGCUCGAACGUUACUUCGUCGAUGAUGUGGCGAAAGAUCCUGACGCUAGGCGGGGAGCCCAUCAAUCUGCCUGGACAGCCUUUCGCGCAGCUUGAUCACGCGGGAGUGUUCUUGGUGACUGAGACGCCAAGCGCCUACGCAGUCGCCGGGGAGAACUCGUCCGUAGCUCCUGGGCUGGCUGUGAAGAGGAUGUGCGUGGCUGUGUUCUUGUCCAGGGAGAGGGAUCACAUUAGGUGCCACCUGAUCGAGGACACGAAGGCUGCCUACAAGCUUCUAAUGGAUAGGGAACGUCGUCUAGGUGGAAGCCGAGUGGAACACGGUACCCUAGGCUUCCGAGCAGGUGGCUCGCCCCUCCGCAUUGAACUGGAAGACAGAGAGAGCGGAUUCGUGGAAAGACAAGAGGUCCCUCACCGCAGAAUCUGGUCGUCGAACAGGACGAGCGUAAGGCGAUCGUUCAGAAUCGAGAAAACCGUCGGCGAGAUGAGGCUCAGCUUCGAGCUGCGCGCCUGCCAGUGCGGCUUCGAGGAGCACGCGCUGUUCCUGAGGAUCGAUCUGGACUUCAUGAAGAGGAGCGGCUCGAACGGGAAAAGGUCCACCAAGAUAGAGUCUUCUGUCAUUUUACGAGGGAAAAACUCCGCGAGGUCUACGGAGUCCGUUGUUCCUAGGCCGUUCAGAUUCUCAAAAACGCUGAGGAAGCAGCUCUGCCAGUGCCUGGACCCGCCUAGCGCCCGCGGCAACGAUUGGAGGAUGCUGGCACAAAGGCUGCAAGUGGACCGAUACGUCGAUUACUUCGCGACGAAAGCGAGCCCGACGGAGCACAUCCUGGACCUAUGGGAGGCGAAACACCAGGAGGCCACUGCCCUCGCGGACCUCCUGAACCACUUGAGACUGAUGGGACGCGUCGACGCGGCGAGCGUCCUGGAGAGCCGCCUCGGACCGUGGAUCUGAGACCGGACGAACCACUGCCGUUUUACCAACCCACCGUUUGCAAUUUUACAACGUUUUGUAAAUAACAGAGUGACGCAUCCGAGGCAAGCGAAGGAUCGAUGUAGAACCACGUUGU
This is a messenger RNA of Nomia melanderi (Alkali bee), 3744 nucleotides long. NCBI's taxonomy places the organism in Eukaryota, Metazoa, Arthropoda, Insecta, Hymenoptera, Halictidae. The record is from RefSeq and is a predicted model, not a curated record.